GGAGGCGCCGCGCCGCCGCCGCCAUGGCGUUCUCGGAGGAGGCGCUGCGGAAGCAGCUGGGCAAGUAUAAGUUCAGAGACCUGACCAUAGAAGAGCUAAAGAAUGUUAACAAGACCUACCCAAACUUCAUGUUCUCCAUGAACACAUACACCUUCAGGGAUGGAUCCCAGAAGGACCUCCUGAAUUUUAGUGGCACUGUUCCAGUGAAAUAUGGUAAUUUCUAUAACAUACCUAUUCAGCUGUGGAUUCUGGAUUCUCAUCCCUUCGCUCCCCCCAUUUGCUUCUUGAAGCCGACUGUGAACAUGGGCAUUUCAGUGGGAAAGCAUGUUGAUGCUCAUGGCAGGAUUUAUUUGCCCUACCUCCAAAACUGGAGCCAUCCUAAGUCAACUGUUAACGGAUUAAUCAAGGAGAUGAUUGCAAAAUUUGAGGAAGAGCUCCCUUUGUAUUCACUGUCUUCUUCUGAUGCAGCCAGGCAAUCAGAACUUCUCUCCUACAUAGCAAAGAUUACUGAAGGAGAGACUGACAUGAAAUCAAAGAGUAAAAUUGGUGGAGGCAAAAAUGAAGGAUGUUUUAACAAAAUAACUGUUGUUGGAGCUGGAGAUCUUGGCAUUGCGUGUGUGCUAGCAGUUGCCGCAAAGGGUGCUGCAGACAAGGUGGUUCUUUUGGAUCUUUCUGAAGGUGCAGCGAAAGGAGGGACUGUGGACUUGGAGAUCUUUGCUCUGCCAAAUGUGGAGAUCAGCAAAGAUUUUUCUGCUUCAGCUGAUUCAAAGGUUGUAGUACUUACAGUUAAUUCUCUGGGUAAUGCUCAGACAUAUCUUGAUGUCAUACAAAGCAAUGUGGAUUUGUUCAGAGGAAUUAUCCCAGCAAUAUCACACUACAGUCAGAACACUGUUCUCCUCGUUGCUUCUCAUCCAGUUGAAGUAAUGACCUAUGUGUCAUGGAAGCUGAGCGCAUUUCCCAAAAGCAGAGUUAUUGGAGUAGGUGCCAACCUAGAUACUGAGAGAUUUCAGUAUAUACUGACAAACCUUCUGAAAGCACAGGUGCUGGCAAAAGAUGCUUGGAUUAUCGGUGAACAAGGGGAAGACAAAGUACCAUCAUGGACCAAUUGUAAUUUAGUUGCAAAUCAAACAGAAGCAAUGGCUGCUCGUAACUCAAGGGAAAAGAUGGCUAACAGAGCUUUGGAAGUUCUAAAGGGAAAAGGUCAGAGAUCUUGGUCUGUUGGGCUCUCAGUUGCUGAUUUGACUGACAGUAUACUGAAAGAUAAAAGAAAAGUGCAUUCUGUAUCCACUUUGGCAAAGGGAUGUUGCAAUAUAAACAGUGAAGUAUUCUUAAGUCUACCAUGUAUUCUUGGAACCAAUGGAGUGAUUGAAAUGGUCAAGCUAGAAGAAGAUCCACUAGUGCAAGAGAAACUGCAGAGCAGUGCAGGAUCAAUUAAUGACCUUCAGCAGCAACUGAAACUGGGUGUUUUUUAGGUUGAUGCUUCUGCUCUGCGCUCAUCAUCCUCACAUUUGUGUCAUACUCCUUGAAAAAUAACCAAAGGCCCGCAGCUGCGUGGGUGGACGGGCUGGGAAACAGCACUUUACGAUUUUCACGGGAACGCGAUUCCCAGAACUGCUUUUCCACAAUAAAGCGCACUACGAACCCCUU
Messenger RNA from Tyto alba (common barn owl), 1647 nucleotides. It is a transcript of the gene UEVLD, whose product is annotated as UEV and lactate/malate dehyrogenase domains. Gene Ontology annotation, molecular function: ubiquitin binding; oxidoreductase activity, acting on the CH-OH group of donors, NAD or NADP as acceptor. Bases 24 to 1472 code for a protein of 482 amino acids. The transcript is spliced from 13 exons. Gene Ontology annotation, cellular component: ESCRT I complex. The record is from RefSeq and is a predicted model, not a curated record. Gene Ontology annotation, biological process: carboxylic acid metabolic process; protein modification process; protein transport. NCBI's taxonomy places the organism in Eukaryota, Metazoa, Chordata, Aves, Strigiformes, Tytonidae.